Centruroides sculpturatus (bark scorpion) is the source of this 1866-nucleotide messenger RNA. It is a transcript of the gene MAPk-Ak2, whose product is annotated as MAP kinase-activated protein kinase 2-like. The transcript has 10 exons. The record is from RefSeq and is a predicted model, not a curated record. The coding region runs from base 12 to 1295 and encodes 427 amino acids. NCBI's taxonomy places the organism in Eukaryota, Metazoa, Arthropoda, Arachnida, Scorpiones, Buthidae. Gene Ontology annotation, biological process: protein autophosphorylation; peptidyl-serine phosphorylation; intracellular signal transduction. Gene Ontology annotation, molecular function: calcium-dependent protein serine/threonine kinase activity; calmodulin binding; mitogen-activated protein kinase binding. Gene Ontology annotation, cellular component: nucleus; cytoplasm.
CUCUGGGGGUUAUGCGAGUGGCGAGUUGCUAUGAAAACUCGCAGCCGUGGAUGGAUGUUAGUGAUGUGUAUUUUCUAAAUUUGUAUUUUGUUUUUGAUCCUUUUCCAAUUGUCAUUCAUGAAUAUAAAGUCGUCGCUUUAUUUCGUUUAUUAAGUGAAUUAUUUCAGUUGGUUUUUAGUGCUUGUGUGUGUCUAUUACCCAAGAUAAAUUCUAAUACAAUGUGCGAUUACGACAAACUAGGCAAUGCACGAUCGACUCUUGUUCCUAAAUCAUCGCCACUCACGCAGGAAUAUAUUAUUUCGGAAAAAGUACUCGGUUUAGGAAUUAACGGGAAAGUUGUAGAAUGCUAUAGUAAAAAAACAAGACAAAAAUACGCACUUAAGGUAUUGCGUGAUUGUCCUAAAGCAAGAAGAGAAGUUGAACUUCAUUGGAGAGCAAGUAAUUGCAGACAUAUAGUAAAUAUUAUGGAUGUCUUUGAAAAUAACUAUGGUGGCCAAAAAUGCUUAUUAGUAGUUAUGGAAUGUAUGGAAGGUGGGGAACUGUUUCAGAGAAUUCAAGAACGCGCUGAAGGAGCAUUUACUGAGAGAGAAGCAGCUGAAAUAAUGCAUGACAUUUGCAAAGCUGUGGCACAUCUUCAUCGUAUGAAUAUUGCACAUCGUGAUCUCAAGCCAGAAAAUUUACUAUAUUCAACACCUGAUAAAACUGCUGUACUAAAACUUACAGAUUUUGGUUUUGCAAAAGAAACUACAAAUUUUCACUCCCUUCAAACGCCUUGUUAUACUCCAUACUAUGUUGCUCCAGAAGUUUUAGGUCCAGAAAAAUAUGACAAAUCUUGUGACAUGUGGUCAUUAGGAGUUAUCAUGUAUAUUUUAUUAUGUGGAUUUCCUCCAUUUUAUAGUAAUCAUGGUUUAGCAAUUUCUCCUGGAAUGAAAAAACGCAUAAGAGCAGGUCAAUAUGAUUUUCCUGAACCUGAAUGGACUAGAGUUUCUAAAGAUGCUAAAGAUCUCAUUCAAGGCUUAUUACGAACUGACCCAACUAAGAGAUUAUCUAUUGAAGAAGUCUUAAAUAACAAAUGGAUUGCUAAAUAUGCAGAAGUGCCUCAGACUCCAUUACAUUCUGUUCAAGUAUUAAAAGAAGAAGAAGCGGCAUGGCCAGAAGUUCAGGAGGAAAUGACAAGAUCAUUAGCCACCAUGCGAGUCGAUUACGAUGCAGUACAACUGAAAAAUUUAGAAAAUUCCAAUAAUCCUCUUUUGAAUAAGCGCAGAAGACAAGUAGCUCAUCAUCCAAGAAAAUAAAUUUAGCAUGAAGUAGUAAUUCCAUAAAAGUUCAUCUGUCAGAUGUACAGAAUUGCAUAUAUAUAUGAUAUUUUGUUUGCAAGUUACAGAUUUUCAAACUAAAAAAAUCUUCAUUUUUGAAAUCUAUUUAACAAUAGUAAACAACAAAUUCAAUUUGUCAAAUUAUCCUCAUGCCCAUUUUUCAAAAAUUACUAAUAAUUAAGUCUUUGAGAAAUAGAUAUAUAUACACAUAUAUAUAUAUAUAUAAAUGACCCUUACAGAUAUUAGUAAAACUAUUGUAUAAUUAUUCUAUGAGAAGCAUGUAAUAUCUAUCUACUCAUAUUUAGACAAAUUCAUUAUUACUCAAAAGGUGAACAAUAAAUGGUUUUGUGUACAGUUAUAUCAGAAAUUUUAAGUUUACAAAACAAACUUAAAUUGAAAUUAAAUACUUGCACAGUAUUAUUGAUAAAAGUGUGUUCUUUAAUGUGCUGAAGUUUCCUCCUGCACAUGGGACCACUAAUUUAAAAAGCAUUUUUAUCAAAAUUAUUAAUCAUGUGCACUAUUAAAAUUUAUCAUGUAAAAAAAUAAUUUA